AUUUAGAGUAAACAAAUACAAAUCGAUCAUCAAUGUUAAUUUUUUAAUAAUUUAAAUAAACAAAUAAUAAACGAACUUUCAUACAAUUUAUUUCAUUUUAUUUUCUACUUCAAAACUUGGCAAAUUGUCUUUUCAUGGCUAAGUCAUUUGUUUUUAAAGAAAUCAAACAAACAAAAUGAGUAAAUCUACAGCCGGUUUCGGUGUUACUUCGGAUAAGUUACGGCUCAUCGAUGAGAAUACCUAUAAUCAGUUUUGUCAAAGCAGUCAAGUUCCUACAAUUAAGAAAUAUAAAAGAUCCCAACAAAUACCGAAUCUCAGUCAAUUUAUAAAUAUAAGAUGUCACUACAAGCAGAAGAGAUUAUCAAAACAAAAACCAACUGCUUUGGCCAUUUACAAAGCUGAAAAGAAAUCAGUAAGGAAAUCGAAAGCAAAGAAAAAGUCCAAGCUGAAGAAAUGUAUUUUAAAGUAUAGAUUGCAUAAAAGAUCACACAUUGAAACUGAGAAUAGUUCCAGCAGAGAAUUUCUCUUACCUGCAGGAUCAGAAAUUGCAGAUAAACUAGAAAAUCUGACUUUACAAGAAGAAGCUCCAAGUACAAGUACAAAGAAGAAUGUCCACUCUAGAAGAUUUCGAGAAUAUUGUGAUAAUACCACAUCUGAAGAGCUCAACGGAGUAGUUGAAACACUCCUCAGAAAAUUAAAUCAUUUCCAAAAACGUGCUUUUAAAAUAAACAAUUUUAAGGGAAAAUCUCGACGAAGAAUCGUCAUAGGAUUCCGAGAAGUUCAAGUUCAAAUGAAAAUCGAGAAAAUCAAAUGUGUUAUUAUUGCAACGGAUUGUGAGAAGUGUGACUUUGAAGAGGGAAUAGACAAUAUAAUCUUGGAAAUAAAAGAAGAAUGCACAAAAUCUGAUAUACCAUGUGUCUUUGCGUUUCAAAGAAGGAAACUUAGUUAUGUACUGCAUCAAAAAUGUCCCACUAGUUGUGUUGGGAUAAUUGAUUAUGAUGGAGCUCAAGAUAGCUUUUACCAAUUAGUUGAGAGACUGGCAGUUGAAAAAUCUAAAUAUUCCAAUCUUUUUAAAUAAAACAAUUUUUCAAUUUUUUUAAUAAGGCAUUUUAAUUGUUAAGACAAGUACAUAAGUACAAAAAAAAAAGAAAAAUUAUAAUGCUUAAGUUUUCUAUGAAAUAAAAUAUCUACAGCACUUCUA
Molecule: messenger RNA, 1201 nt
Organism: Eupeodes corollae
Lineage: Eukaryota; Metazoa; Arthropoda; Insecta; Diptera; Syrphidae
Gene: Sbp2
Product: selenocysteine insertion sequence-binding protein 2
Exons: 3
Coding region: 176-1078 (300 amino acids)
Biological process (GO): selenocysteine incorporation
Cellular component (GO): ribonucleoprotein complex
Molecular function (GO): ribonucleoprotein complex binding; mRNA 3'-UTR binding; selenocysteine insertion sequence binding
Source: RefSeq, a predicted model, not a curated record